Molecule: messenger RNA, 3992 nt
Organism: Arvicola amphibius (Eurasian water vole)
Lineage: Eukaryota; Metazoa; Chordata; Mammalia; Rodentia; Cricetidae
Gene: Ccdc38
Product: coiled-coil domain containing 38
Exons: 17
Coding region: 639-2327 (562 amino acids)
Cellular component (GO): centrosome
Source: RefSeq, a predicted model, not a curated record
CAUGAGCCCAGUCGCUAUACCGACUACAUAUGGACACCACAGGGUCUCAUGUGCAAACUCUACACGCAGCCAAGGAUGGCCUUGGACUACUGACCUAUGUCCCGAGUGUUGGGAUUACAGACCAGAGCCAAAAUCCUGAGUUUUAGGGAGAAAAAGACUACAGAAUCUUCUAGAAGAGGUAGAGCAAACCCUCCGGCCAAGCAAGACAUAAGAAGCUAUGGUGACAUCGAUGAUCAUCGGUGGAAGAUGCUCCGGGACCCCACCCGGCCUGUGCCCGAUACUCACGAGCCCACCACCAGGCUGGCACCCUCCAGCACGGCCAGGCUGCGCAGAGCGGACCCGGCCAGGAAGCGCUCGCCGCGGGCACACACCAGCACCACUUGCUCCGCGUUCUCCAGCAGGAGGCGGUGGCCGGUCGCCAUGGUCGUCCUAAGUGCUAGCCGGCUGCAGAGGACGGUAGAGCCCCGCCAGCGGCUCCCUGGAGGGGCGGGGCAGCGCGGGGCGGGAGCUCGUUAGCAGCCUGGAGACUCUGACAGCAGUGUCAACAAGAAUGGCUCUUAGCAUUAAACCUUACUGUGGACGCCAGUCCUUUCAGGUCUGCUUUGCAGGUUUUAGGUGAAGGAGGACCAGGAGACAAAAUGACAUCCCAGUUUUUUCAGACAUCGAUGAGUACUAAAGAUAAAAUAAAAGAUGAUGUGAUCAGAAAGGAACGACCCUACAAGAUCUUUUUCAAAGAUCUCUUCCUUUUCAAAGAAAAUGAGGUGGCCGCGAAGAAAAAGGAAAGACUCAUGAGCCGUAACAUGAAAAUCCACCAGAAGACGACGUUUUCAUCUCGCAUGAAGAGCCGCUCGCACCUCAGCCAGCUGACGUUCUACGCGGAAGGAGGCGGCGGCUCCUACGAAGACCUGGGGCUAGACCCCACUCUUAUUCUCAGACUGACAGAAGGCGCAGACAGAAAGAGGACUGUGCACGAGUUUAUUAAUGACCAGAGAGACAGAUUUCUACUCGAGUAUGCAGUAUCAACCAAGAAAAACACAAUUCAAAGGUUUGAAAAGCUCAUAGCCAUGAAGGAAAAUCAACUCAGAAAAGCCGAGAAAAAGCUCCAAGCUGACGCCAUAGCCUUUGAAGACUUCCUACGUGAAAAUGACCAGAGAUCUGUAGACGCUCUUAAAAUGGCAGCACAAGAAACAAUAAACAAACUCCAGAUGUCAACAGAGCUCAAGAAAGCAAGCAUGGAAGUCCAGGCAAUAAAGAGUGAAAUAGCGAAAACCGAAUUCCUCCUCAAGGAGUACAUGAAGUACGGAUUCUUCCUGCUGAAGUUGUCCCCGAAACAUUGGCAAGCGCAGCAAUCACAGAAGAGAGCUCAGGCGUCAAAGAGUAGCCCCAUUCUCCCAAGAAUCUUGGAAAAAUUCUCGUUAAGUUCAAGUAAAAGAGAUAGCUGCGCCGAUUUGGACGGGCUGUCUCUUUCCGAUGAGCACGGUAUAAGAACAAGCCAAGGACGGGAACAGAAGAAAUCUUUCAGCCCAGACUCGAAGAAAUCCUCCAUGUUCAAUCGGCCUGAAAGCAUAGGCUCAGAGGACAGCCUGGAGUUCUUUCUAGAGGACGAGCCGCUGGAGUUCGAUCUGAUGCCGGAGAUCUACUUCAAGGAGCCAGAAGAGUUGCUCCAGGUCCUCACCGAGCUGGAGGAACAGAAUCUCACCUUGGUCCAGUAUUCCCAGGAUGUGGAUGAGAAUCUCGAAGAUGUCAACAAAAGAGAGAGGUUUAUACAGGAUAAGAUAAACAACAACAUUGAGUUCCUGCUGGAGCAUAAGCAGGUGCUUAAGGCCAAUUGUGAGCGAGAAGAGGAAAAGGCAGCGGAGCUGGAGCUGAGGUCCAGGCUCUUCAGUUUUGGAGAAUUCAAUUCGGAUGCUCAGGAAAAGCUGAUAGACUCGCUCAGUAAAAAGAUUAAUCAAGUCUACAGAGUCUGCAUUGGAGAUGCUGAGGUCGGCAGCCUGAACGCAGUUCAAAAGCUGGUCAAAGUCGAGUCUCGCCUGGUGGAGCUGAGUGACCUCAUUGAAUCUAUUCCCAAAGAAAAUGUAGAAGCCAUUGAAAGAAUCAAACAGAAGGAGCGACGGCAAAAGCUGCGUGAAGAGAAGAUGAGAGAAAAGCAAAGACACCAGGAGGAGCGGCUAAGAGCUGCGCUGGAGAGAGCAGUAGCACAGCCCAAGAAGAAGCUGGGAAGACGACUGAUCUACCGUUCGAAACCUCGAUCUGCUAGCAAACAGGAGUUACUUUUAAUUGGCGAUACAAGAACAAAAACACAGGAGGAAGAGUAUUUUUUUAGCUGAACAGGAGCAUGAAGACAUUUAAUUAGCAAAUGUGUUAUACGAUGUUGGCGUUUAGUGAUGCAGUGCUGAGGUUUACAGGAGUAGGCAUGGCAACUGUUUUCUUCUGCCAAACCACUACUCACUGCCAUCAUCCAUGAGCUAAGAAACACUGUACUUUAGGUUGUCCCCUUUCGAGACACAUCCAAAGUACUUUAUUUGUAGAAUUACAGGAAGCAUGAUUUAUAUAGCAGAAUGGCCUCCCUCAAAGCAUGAGAAUUUUAGUCAUUUUCUAAAGCAGUAAGUUCAUAGCUACGAAUGUACAUUUUAACAAUGUGCCAUUCUGAAAACAACUGGACAGGUUAAACUAUGGCCUCAGAUCAUGAGACUGGUUAUUUCACAGUAAGCUCGGAAAACUUAAGUGAACAAACCACACACUUUUAGCUUAAAUGUCAGUUUGUAUUAUGCUCUAUCUCCAUAAUUUCAAUUUUCAUGUUUUGACUUAGCUACAAUAUGUACAUUAGUCUAUAUUGAUAUAUAAUUUAUUAAUACAAUAAAUAUAAAUACUAAGGAAAUGUUAAGCAUGUUAAAGUGGUUUAAAAACCUUAACCGACACAGCUGCUAAGUCUCAGUUAAUACAAUUACCGUGGCUAAAACUCACCUUCAGAAAAGUUCUAAAGCACAAACUUAUCCUUUAUAGGAAAAAUGAAAUCAGUGAGUGGGCUUAUCAAAGUCACCUUGAAUAAAACUGGGGGCUCUUAAAGCAUUAGUUCUAUGCGCUUUGCAUACGAAUGUCUGCACAGAAAUAGUUCACAAGUUGAAAAAAAAAACAACCCAAAUCUUUAUUGUAUAGAAAUACAUAUAUAUAAAAAACCUCAAAGAUGCUAUUCUCUCAUUUCCCCAUCUUCCUCCUCCUCUUCAACGCCUCGGAUAUAAAGGACAUUAUUACACCUGUAACAACAGAACAAAGGUCCGUUUGAUGUUUCACUCAACCACGCACGAUCACCACUGCUCCAUUUUUGGACUUGAUACUAAACUCAGCUUGUCACCCUCUGCUGGUGCUAUUACACAGACGUGUUUAAAAGCACAUGGCACAUGCUUCUGCCACUGUCAUCACAGAGGUGGAUGCUCAUACAACAGAUCCUCAGCAGCUAGACUCAACGUCAAAUCCAAGUUCUGUAACCCAGGACACUGAAACAGGUCACAGCUAAGGACCGAGAAAUGUAGUCAACAGUAGGAAAACCUUGAGGAUGAACUGAAAUCUCCCAAGGCUUCCAGACUCUAGAUGCAGAGUGCUGUUAAAUCUUUUGGCUUUUUUUCCUUUAAAGUAAUCCCCAAACUAAAAGACUAAUUUAAGCAGAUUUGAGUUUCACCAGUAACUCCUCACACACAAACGCGCUCAUUACCUUAUUAGAACUUCACCCAGAUGUCCAGACAAUGCACCAUCUAUGUAUUCUUCUGUAUUUGCAAGCUUUAGAUAGAAAGAAAGAUGUUAGUGUAACUGCACAAGGAGAACAGUGUAGCAUGCCUGCUGGUGAGCACAGUGACUGAGACGAGACUACAACUCAGACUGUAUCGUAAUUAGUAAGUAUAGAAAAUUAGCUUUCUAUUUUGUAUCUAGAUCUCCUGUAUUAAGACAUGCAUGGUACAAAGCUAAUAUAUAUAAUAAAGCUUGUUUCAAAGCUGUUA